AUGCGACAGAAAUCAUCAUCAAAUUCAGCUAUUAUUGUUGGUUUAGUAGCAGCCGUUGGUGGUUUUUUAUAUGGAUAUGAUACUGGAUUAAUCAAUGAUUUAUUAGAAAUGAAAUAUGUAUAUACUCAUUUCCCAACUAAUCAUCAAUAUUUUACAACUCAUGAAAGAGCUAUAAUUGUUGCAAUUUUAAGUUUGGGUACAUUUUUUGGUGCUUUUUUUGCACCUUUAAUAUCAGAUAAUUAUGGUAGAAAAUUUUCAAUUAUAAUAUCAGCUGGAAUUAUAUUUAAUAUUGGAAAUAUUUUACAAAUAUCAUCAGUUGAAAUUGCAUUAUUAUGUGUUGGUAGAUUUGUACUGGGAGUUGCUGUGGGAAUUUUAUCUGCUAUUGUCCCAUUAUAUCAAGCUGAAGCAUCACCUAAAUGGGUUAGAGGUUCAGUUGUUUUUACUUAUCAAUGGGCAAUUACAUGGGGUUUAUUAAUUGCAAGUGCUGUAUGCCAAGGAACAAGACAAAUUUCAAAUUCAGGAAGUUAUCGAAUACCUGUGGGGAUACAAUUCUUAUGGGCUUUAAUAUUAUGUUGUGGUAUGUUAUUUUUACCAGAAAGUCCAAGAUAUUAUGUUCAAAAAAAUAAUAUACCAAAAGCUUUAGAAUCUUUAUGUAAAUUAAGACGACUUCCUCAAGAUGAUGAUGAUUUAAUUGAAGAAUUAGUUGAAAUUAAAGCAAAUUAUGAUUAUGAAUUAUCAUUUGGUAAAACUAAUUUACUUGAUUGUUUUAAAUCAGGUGGUGGUAGACAUAAACAAGGUCUUCGAAUGUUAACAGGUAUGGGAGUACAAUUUUUUCAACAAUGUUCAGGUGUCAAUUUUAUUUUUUAUUAUGGAGUUAAUUUUUUCAGUUCUACUGGUGUUUCAGAUUAUUAUUUAAUGUCGUUUACUACUUAUUUAGUUAAUGUUGUAUUUACAAUACCUGGAAUUUUAUUAAUUGAUUUAGUUGGAAGAAGACCUUUAUUAUUUUAUGGUGGUAUUGGAAUGACUGCAUCUAAUUUUAUAAUUGCAAUUGCUGGUGUUUCAAUUCAAGAGAGAGAAAUUAGUGCUGCCAUUUGUGUUUCAUUUGCUUGUGUUUUUAUUUGUUUUUUUGCUAGUUCUUGGGGUGGUUGUACAUGGGCAUUAUGUUCUGAUAUUUAUUCAAUUUCAAUUCGUCAAAAAGCUGUUGCUUUAACUGCUUCUACAAAUUGGUUGGUUAAUUUUAUAUUUGCUUAUAUUACUCCAUAUUUAAUUGAUACUGGUGCGCAUACCGCUGCAAUUGGAAGUAAAAUAUUUUUCAUUUGGGGAAGUUUAAAUGCUGCUGCUGUUGUAUUUGUUUAUUUUACUGUCUAUGAAACAAAGGGGCUAAAAUUAGAAGAAGUUGAUUAUAUGUAUUCACAUUGUGCAAAUGCAAGAGUUUCAAAUCUAUUUAAAUCUACAAAGAUUAAUUUUAGUCAAGUAGAUAAAGAUUAUCAUUUAAUUAGUCAAGAGGAUUCACCUCCAAGUUCAACUACAGUUCAUGAAAAGGAUAGUCGUUCAACAACUUCAAAAUUAACAUCAAUUGGUCAUCAUGAGAAUUCAGAAACGUCAGAAGUUUCAGAUUAUCAACAUUAUUUACAUAAUUUAGAGAUGUCGAGGUCUAAUACUGAUGAUGAACAACCACAACAACCUCAAUUGUUACAAGAAGAAAGAUCAAAUGAUGAUUUUACUCCACCACCAACAAAUUUAAUUUCAGGUAUUUUCAAUCAACCACCAACAGAUUCAGAUUCAGAUUCAGACAGUGAUUAA
This is a messenger RNA of Insectozyma verbasci, 1803 nucleotides long. The record is from the annotation of a GenBank genome assembly. Lineage: Eukaryota; Fungi; Ascomycota; Pichiomycetes; Serinales; Debaryomycetaceae.